Molecule: messenger RNA, 10582 nt
Organism: Oryzias latipes (Japanese medaka)
Lineage: Eukaryota; Metazoa; Chordata; Actinopteri; Beloniformes; Adrianichthyidae
Gene: celsr2
Product: cadherin, EGF LAG seven-pass G-type receptor 2
Biological process (GO): homophilic cell-cell adhesion; G protein-coupled receptor signaling pathway; cell surface receptor signaling pathway
Cellular component (GO): plasma membrane
Molecular function (GO): calcium ion binding; G protein-coupled receptor activity
Source: RefSeq, a predicted model, not a curated record
AACUGGAUUAGGUUUUCAGGUGAAGUUUAUUUUUCUUUUUUUGUCUUCCAGGUGAAGUUUGGAGCCAUGCGUAAAGUCGCCCCCUCCCAGUCUUUUGCGCACUGGCGCGCGGGGACAGGUUUAUUAUAAUGAGGAGCCUGAAGGAGGAGGAGGAGGAAGAGGAGGAGAGGAGCUGAAGACCUUUCUUUUCUCCCUCAGUGGAGCAGCAUUGCGCGGACGGAGCGGAGGUGCUGCUGUUGGAACUGCGUGCGUCCGCGUAAGAAGAGCCGCGUCCGGCCAAGGUUAGAGCGGGAGACCGGCGCGCGGGCUGGAGCAUGGCUCUUCUGCAACAAAGGCAAAGUCGUGGGCGGAAAGUUUGAAGACAUUCGGGGCAGCAACAUGAGGAGCACACGGCGAAAGGAGACGCGCCUCCUCUGGCUCUGCUGGGACUGGUCGCUGGUGCUGUGGUGGUGCGAGCUGCUAUCGCUGGUCCGGGGCUUCGCCGUUCACCUCAGUGAGGAUGGAGCUGCAGGGGCCACGGUGGCCGGCGUGAAGCGGGGCUCUCUGUGUACUUUGGAUCAGGUUCUCGCUCCCAGGUUCACUCGGCGCUUUCUGGACACGGACGCGGCGGCGGGCACCGUGUUCGUGUCGGGAUCAAUAAAGUGUCCCUCGCUGCCUUCAAACCCCUUCACUUUGUACACUGUGGCAGACUGCCGGGACUUGGACCUCAGACACCUCCUCACCUCUCAGUACGACGUGUAUGUCCACGGCAGGAACUGCUCUCACACACGGAGGAGGAAAGCAGAGUGGGACGUGGAGGUGCUGAGUUUGUUCAGCAGCCACAGCGCAGAGUGCCUCCAGGCGCACUCGGCUGUGUUUCCAGUGGGGAGUCUGCUGCCAGCCCCCCUGCGCCGCUGCAAGGUCGCCAACAGCCGAGACUUUUACUUCUUCCAGGGAGGCUUGUUUGUGUCAGAGACUCUGUGCUGGAGGCAGGACAGCCUCCUGGAGCUGGACGUGCUCUGUGAUGUUCUUAACGGAAAUGGGCUGGAAGUUCUCACCGUUCACUGGAGAGUUGGACACAGUUCCUUUAACCAGGGCCGCCUGCAGAAGCUCCUGGAGAAGUCCGCUCUGUCUGAGUCUGGCAUUCUGAGCAGAAGAAGGAGAAGCAUCAACAGAAGCCCCCAGUUCCAACCUCCAAUGUACCAAGUGUCUGUGGCUGAGAACCAACCUGCAGGAACCGCGGUGGUCCAGCUGAAAGCAGUGGACGUGGACGAGGGGGACGCAGGCAGGCUGGAGUAUUUCAUAGAGGCUCUCUUUGACAGCCGCUCCAACAAUCUGUUCGCCGUCGACCCCGCCAGCGGAGCCGUCACGACGGUUGAGGUCCUGGACCGAGAAACGAAGGACACCCAUGUGUUUCGUGUGACGGCGGUUGACCAUGGCUCGCCCCGCCGUACAGCCAUGGCAACCCUGACUGUAACUGUCAGCGACACCAAUGACCACGACCCCGUGUUUGAGCAGCAAGACUACAAAGAGAGCAUCAGGGAGAACUUAGAGAUCGGCUAUGAAGUUUUAACCGUGAGGGCCACUGAUGGCGAUGCACCUGCCAACGGUAACAUCCUGUAUCACAUUCUGAACAGUAAUGGCUCCAACGAUGUUUUUGAGAUAGACUCCAGGUCUGGUGUCAUCCGCACUAAAGGUCUGGUGGACAGAGAAGAGCUGGAAGCCUAUUUCCUGCUCGUCGAGGCAAACGAUCAAGGUCGUGAUCCCGGGCCACGGAGCGCCACGGCCACGGUUCAUAUCCUGGUGGAGGAUGACAAUGACAACGCCCCUCAGUUCAGCGAGAAGCGCUACGUGGUCCAAAUUCCUGAGGAUAAGACCCCAAACACUGAGAUCCUUCAGCUCACGGCUACAGAUAAGGACAGGGGGAGCAAUGCGGUUGUUCAUUUCAGCAUCAUGAGUGGAAACACCCGUGGACAGUUUUACAUUGACGCUCAGACGGGUAAAAUGGACCUCGUGAGCUACUUGGAUUAUGAAGCCAAUAAGGAAUACACCCUAAGGAUCAGAGCUCAGGAUGGGGGGCGCCCCCCUCUGUCCAACAUCAGCGGCCUGGUCACAGUCCAGGUGCUGGACGUCAAUGACAACGCCCCCAUUUUUGUCAGCACUCCAUUCCAGGCCACUGUGCUGGAAAACGUGCCGCUGGGUUAUUCCAUCAUUCACAUCCAAGCUGUAGAUGCAGACUCUGGAGAAAACUCUAGGUUGGAGUAUCAGCUGACAGAAACCACGCCACACUUCCCGUUUAGCAUCAAUAACAGCACCGGGUGGAUCGUUGUGGCGGCAGAACUGGACAGAGAGAGUGUAGAUUUUUACAAUUUUGGCGUGGAGGCUCGCGAUCAUGGCUACCCUGUCAUGUCCUCCUCUGCCAGCAUCAGCAUGACCAUCCUAGACGUCAACGACAACAACCCAGAGUUCACUCAGAAGGCGUAUUACAUGAGACUCAACGAGGAUGCGGCCGUGGGAACCAGUGUGGUGACGGUGUCCGCUGUAGACCAGGACAUCAACAGCGUGGUGACCUAUCAGAUAUCGAGUGGGAACACCCGUAACCGUUUCUCCAUCACCAGCCAGAGUGGCGGUGGGCUCAUUACACUGGCACUCCCGUUAGAUUACAAGCUGGAACGGCAGUAUGUGCUGACUGUCACUGCUAGUGACGGUACUCUGUUUGACACCGCUCAGGUGUAUGUCAACGUCACAGACGCCAACACACACCGGCCCGUGUUUCAGAGCUCACAUUACACGGUCAACAUUAACGAAGACCGACCUCUGGGCACCACCGUGGUUGUGAUAAGCGCCACAGAUGAAGACAUAGGAGAAAACGCACGAAUCACAUACUUCAUGGACGACAAUGUCCCCCAAUUUGAUAUCGACUCUGACACAGGCGCCGUCACCACACAGAUGGAGCUGGACUACGAGGACCAGCUUUCUUACACGCUAGCCAUCACUGCUCGGGAUAACGGUAUCCCACAGAAGUCCGACACAACCUACUUAGAGAUACUAGUCAAUGAUGUCAAUGACAACUCCCCCCGCUUCCUCAGAGACCACUACGUGGGCUCAGUAAUGGAAGACGUGCCGGUGUUCACCAGCGUGGUACAGGUGUCCGCCAUAGACAGAGACUCUGGUCUCAAUGGACGCGUUUUCUACACUUUCCAGGGCGGGGAGGACGGUGAUGGGGACUUCAUCAUUGAGUCCACCUCGGGGAUUGUGCGCACGCUGCGCAGACUGGACAGAGAAAAUGUGCCUGUCUACAACCUUCAGGCGUUCGCUGUGGACAAAGGAGUUCCUGCUUUGAAAACCCCAGUGAACAUUCAUGUAACCAUACUGGACGUGAAUGACAACCCCCCCGUGUUUGAGAAGGAUGAGUUUGACAUCAUGGUGGAGGAAAACAGCCCCAUAGGCCUGGUGGUCGGCCACAUCUCAGCCACAGACCCAGAUGAAGGCAGCAACGCACAGAUCAUGUACCAGAUAGUGGAGGGAAACAUCCCGGAGGUGUUCAUGCUAGACAUCUUCUCUGGAGAACUGACUGCACUGAUAGACCUGGACUAUGAAUCAAGGCCCGAGUACGUCAUUGUGGUUCAGGCCACUUCUGCCCCGCUGGUCAGUCGAGCCACCGUGCACAUCAAACUCGUGGACAAGAAUGACAACCUGCCCAUGCUUAAGAACUUCCAGAUCAUCUUCAACAAUUACGUGACCGACAAGUCCAGCAGUUUUCCCACGGAAGUGAUCGGACGCAUCCCCGCCCACGACCCCGAUGUGUCCGACCAGCUCCACUACAGCUUCGACGUGGGAAACGAGCUGAACCUGGUCCUCCUGAACCAAAGCACGGGGGAGAUCCAGCUGAGCCAGGCCCUGAACAACAACCGGCCCCUGGAGGCCUCCAUGAAGAUCUCUGUGUCAGAUGGUGUUCAUUCCGUGUCGGCUCAGUGCCUCCUCCAAGUCAUCAUCAUCACAGAUGAGAUGCUGUCCAACAGCAUCACGCUACGCCUGGCCAACACCUCUCAGGAGCACUUCCUGUCCCUGCUGCUCGCUCAGUUCCUGGACGGCGUGGCUCAGGUCCUGUCUGCUGCUCCUGAGGAUGUUGUUAUCUUCAACAUCCAAGAUGAUACAGAUGUUAGUGUUCCCAUUCUCAACGUCACCCUGUCGGUGGCCGUGCCGGUGUUUGGGGAGGCCCAUCAUCGCCCUGCUGGCUUUGGAGGCGGCGGGCUGUUGAGAGGCGUGGAGACGGGGGAGUUUUUCGGUUCGGAGGAGCUCCAGGAAAGGCUGUAUUUGAACCGGAGCCUUCUGGCUCAGAUCUCCUCCCAGGAAGUUCUCCCUUUUGAUGACAACAUCUGCCUCCGCGAGCCGUGCGAGAACUACAUGAAGUGUGUGUCUGUACUGAAGUUUGACAGCCUGGCUCCAUUUGUCUCGUCCGACACCAUCCUCUUCAGACCCAUCCACCCCAUCGCGGGGCUGAGAUGCCGGUGUCCUAGAGGCUUCACUGGAGACUACUGUGAGACUGAGAUCGAUCUCUGCUACUCCAAACCGUGUGGAGCUCACGGUGUGUGUCGCAGCAAGGAGGGAGGCUUCACCUGCGAGUGCUUUGAGGACUAUACAGGUGAGCGCUGUGAGCUGUCGUCGCGCUCAGGCCGCUGUGCUCCAGGAGUCUGCAGGAAUGGAGGCACCUGCGUGAACCUGCUGGUCGGUGGAUUCAAGUGCGAGUGUCCGGCGGGCAGCUACGAGAAACCCUACUGCCAGAUGACCACUCGCAACUUUCCUCCGCAUUCCUUCCUGACCUUCAAGGGUCUCCGCCAGCGCUUUCACUUCACACUCUCCCUCACUUUUGCGACCAACGAGCCAAAUGGAUUGUUACUCUACAACGGCCGUUUCAAUGAGAAACACGACUUCAUCGCCAUGGAAAUCAUCAAUGAGCAGAUUCAGCUCACCUUCUCUGCAGGAGAAACCAAGACCACGGUUUCUCCGUUCGUCAGUGGGGGAGUCAGCGAUGGUCAGUGGCAUGUGGUGGAGGUUCACUACUACAACAAACCGGUCCUGAGCCAGGCCGGCUUGCCGCAGGGCCCAUCGGACCAGAAGGUCGUCGUGGUGACGGUGGAUAACUGCGACUCCUCCGUGGCACUGCGGUUUGGUCACAUGGUGGGAAACUACACCUGCUCCGCCCAGGGGAGCCAAUCCGGAUCCAAAAAGUCUCUGGACCUGACCGGCCCCCUGCUCCUCGGGGGGGUCCCGAAGCUCCCGGAGGACUUCCCCGUGCGCAGCCAGCAGUACGUGGGCUGCAUGAAGAACCUGCGCAUCGACAACCAGCACGUCGACAUGGCCAGCUUCAUCGCCAACAACGGCACUCUUCCCGGAUGUUCUGCCAAGAGACAUUUCUGCAACAACAACCCGUGUCAGAACGGAGGAACCUGCGUGAACCUGUGGGGCUCCUUCAGCUGCGACUGCCCGCUGGGUUUUGGAGGACAGAACUGUGAGAGAGUCAUGGCCAGCCCGCUUCGUUUCCAAGGUAACAGCCUGUUGCAGUGGAACAACCUGGAGGCGGUGGCGGCCUCCAUCCUGUGGCACAUCGAGCUCAUGUUCCGCACUCGUCAGCCCAGCGCCCUGCUGCUGCACAUCUCCUCCAGCCUGCAGCACAACCUCACUCUGCAGCUACGCGAGGGCAGUGUGUUGAUGGGGCUCCACAGGGGGGAGGACUCCACCCUCUCCCAGGUGGAAGAGGUUUUGGCGAAUGAUGGGAAGUGGCAUCAUUUGCAGCUGGAUAUCAGCAGCCUGGGAGGGGCGGCAGGCCACCACAAAGCGGUGCUGUCUUUUGAUCACGGACUCUACCUGGCCAGGAUGGAGGUGGACGGGAAGCUGCGGGACUCCAAGCUGAAGACUGUCAGCAUUGGUGGCUUGGCUGGGCCGGAUGGGAAAAUUCAAAUGGGCUUCCGUGGUUGCAUACAGGGCCUUCGAGUCGGCGGCGCGCUCAGUCUGUCUCUGGCGAGGAAGGUGAACGUGGAGCCCGGCUGCCAUGUUCCUGACCCCUGCAGCUCCAGCCCCUGUCCUGCCAACAGCUACUGCGACGACCUCUGGGACGGCCACUCCUGCACCUGCCUCAGGGGGUACUUUGGGACCAACUGCACCGACGUGUGCUCUCUGAACCCCUGCGAGCAUGAAGCUGCUUGCAGCAGGAAGCCCGGCUCCCCCCGCGGUUACAAGUGCGACUGUCCCAGGAACUACUUUGGACAAUACUGCGAGAAAAAGACUGACCUGCCCUGUCCGAGAGGCUGGUGGGGUCACAAGACCUGCGGCCCCUGCAACUGUGCCACCGCCAAAGGGUUUGAUUCCGACUGCAACAAGACGACCGGCGAGUGUCGCUGUAAAGACAACCACUACCGCCCUGAGGGCAGCGACACCUGCCUGCUGUGCGACUGCUACCCGGUUGGAUCCUUCUCCAGAACGUGUGACAGGGAGAGCGGUCAGUGUCAGUGCAAGGCCGGCGUCAUCGGACGACAGUGCGAUCGCUGCGAUAACCCGUUUGCAGAGGUGUCUCCCAACGGCUGUGAAGUCAUCUAUGACAGCUGCCCCCAGGUCAUCGAGGCAGGGAUCUGGUGGCCCAGGACUAAGUUUGGUCUCCCUGCAGCCGUUUCCUGUCCUAAGGGAACUCUGGGCACAGCCAUCCGACACUGUGAUGAGCACAAGGGCUGGCUGCCCCCCAACCUCUUCAACUGCACCUCCAUCACCUUCAGCGUGCUGAGAACUCUGUCGGAAAAGUUCUACCGGAACGCGUCGCUCCUGGACUCCCGACGCGUUCAGCAGACCGCCGCCAUGCUGGCCAACGCCACUGUGCACACGGAGCGCUUCCACGGCAGCGACGUGAAGGUGGCCUACCGGCUCACGCAGAGCCUGCUGCAGCACGAGAUCAACCAGCAGGGCUUCAACCUGACGGCGACGCAGGACGUCCACUUCACUGAGAAUCUGGUCCGCGUGGGCAGCACCAUCCUGUCUCCAGACUCACGGCCUCACUGGGAGUUCAUCCAGCGCACGGAGGGCGGCACGGCGGUGCUGCUGCGCCACUACGAGGAGUACGCGAGCACCCUGGCCCAGAACAUGAGGAAGACCUACCUGAGCCCCUUCACCAUCGUCACACCCAACAUAGUCAUCUCUGUGGACCGUCUGAAAAAGAUGAACUUUGCUGGCGCCAAACUCCCGCGGUACCAGUCCCUGAGGGGUCCCCGUCCGCUGGACCAGGACACGGCCGUCACCCUCCCAGACUCCGUCUUUCAACCGCCUGUGGACACCAAAGGCCACAGACAUCUGGACGCGUUUCCAGAAUCCUCCCUGAGGAACCGCUCCGCCAACCGCAAGAGGCGUCACCCUGACGACAGUCAGCAGGACGCCAUCGCCAGUGUGAUCAUCUUCCACAGCCUGGCCUCCCUGUUACCAGAGAGCUACGACCCCGACAAGAGGAGUCUGCGGGUCCCGAAGCGUCCGGUGAUCAACACCCCGGUGGUCAGCAUCACCGUGCACGACAACGACGAGCUGCUGCAGCACACGCUGGACAAACCCAUCACCGUGCAGUUCCGCCUGGUCACCACAGAGGAGCGCUCCAAACCCAUCUGUGUCUUCUGGAACCACAGCAUCCUGGCCGGGACCGGCGGCUGGUCGGCCAAAGGCUGCGAGGUGGUUUUCCGGAACAGCUCCCACAUCAGCUGUCAGUGUUAUCACAUGACCAGCUUCGCCGUGCUGAUGGACGUCUCCAGGAGGGAGAACGGCGAGAUCCUGCCCGUCAAAAUCCUGACUUGGAGCACUGCUGGGGUGACGCUGGGCUUCCUCUUCCUCACCACCAUCUUCCUCCUGAGCUUGAGAGCCAUGCGCUGCAACAAGACCAGCAUCAUCAACAACGGAGCCACCGCCCUCUUCCUCUCUGAGCUCAUCUUCAUCCUCGGAAUCAACCAAGCGGACAGCCCGUUCCUCUGCACGGUCAUGGCCAUCCUGCUGCACUUCUUCUACCUCUGCUCCUUCUCCUGGCUCUUCCUGGAGGGGCUGCACGUCUACCGCAUGAUCUGCGAAGUCAGAGACAUCAACUAUGGACCCAUGAGGUUCUACUACCUGAUUGGCUGGGGGGUCCCGGCCUUCAUCACAGGUUUGGCGGUGGGACUGGACCCCGAAGGCUAUGGGAACCCGGACUUCUGUUGGCUCUCCAUGUACGACACGCUGAUCUGGAGCUUUGCCGGUCCCAUCGCCGCAUCGGUGUCGAUGAACGUCUUCCUGUACAUUCUGUCGUUCAGGGCCUCCUGCUCGCUCAGGCACCACGGCAUGGAGAAGAAAGAGCUGCGAGUCUCAGGCCUGAAGACCGCCAGCGGAGUCCUCUUCCUGGUGUCGGUCACCUGCUUCCUGGCGCUCCUCUCUGUCAACAGUGACUUGAUCCUCUUCCAUUACCUGUUUGCGGGUUUCAACUGUAUACAGGGCCCCUUCGUAUUCUUCUUCCGAAUCGUCUUCAACAAGGAAGCGAGGAACGCCAUGAAGUUCUGCUGCAGCCGCAAGCGGCCGGAUCACAUGAUCAAAUCCAAGACCUCUGGGUAUAAAUGCAGCACGAGCUACGUGGACGGCCGCUUGUACCACCUCCCCUUUGGCGACUCCAGCGCGUCUCUGAACGGCACCAUGCAGAGUGGGAGGAGCCAGCAGAGCUACGUCCCGUUCGUCCUCAGGGACGACGGCGUGAACAGCAGCGAGGCGCAGAUCGCUCUCAACGACCACUCCUCGCUUUUCCGCGAAACAAACGAGAACCCUGACGAUCACGACAGCGACUCAGACAGCGACCUGUCUCUGGAGGACGACCAGAGCGGCUCCUACGCCUCCACCCACUCCUCUGACAGCGAGGAAGAGGAGGGUCCUCUCCCACCAGAGGAAUGCUGGGAAAAUAUGGCCUCUGGGGUUGCUAGGAGACCCCAAACACAAGACUCCAGCCUGAAGCUGCUGUGGCCUGAAGAUCCUGCAGAACCUCCAGAACCCGUCCCCGGCCGAAACUCGCAAGUUCUGCCAGACGAGCGGCUGCACGACCCGGUGGCCAUGCUGCUGCCCGCUCUGCCGAACCUUAGCGCCCACCCCCACAGAGGGAUCCUGAAGAAGAAGCAGCUCUCUCCUAUCGUUGAGAGGAACGGGCGUCCCCGCGGCCAGCAGGGCGAGGGCGCCGCCUCCCCACACGGGUCGUCCUCCGGCGACAAUCGAGCCGGCAAACCCAGUCCGGACCGGCUAAACGGCGUGGCUCUGAGCAUCAAGGCGGGGACUGUGGACGGAGACUCGUCCGGAUCAGAGUCAUAGAAACUCCGCCCUCCAGACCAGAAGAAAGAAGGAAACAUGGAAUCAAAAAAGGAAUCAGCCUCCAUCACCAUGAUCCUCUGAAGGAGUGUGUGUGUGCGUGUGUGUGGGUGUGUGUGUGUGUGUGUGUGUGUGUGCGUGCGUGUGUGUGUGUUUGUGUUUGCGCAUCAGCAGUGGCUGCACACAGAACAAACCUCCCUUUAAAGAAAUGUUUUUGUUUACAUACUUGAAGCAAUGCACUUUUUUGUUUACUGCCCAGAUUUGACUUUUUUUGUUUUUUAUUGUUAUUUUUUGUAGUUUUUUUGUUCCAUGGUGUAAAUGCUGUUCUGAGGACUGUCCUGGUUUUUGAGGGGGGGGGGGGGGUAUUUAGUAAUAUACUUGCCACCAUUCAGGGAAUUCUCUGUGUUUCGUGCGAUGGUGUUGUAAGCUGCUCUCACGUCUGUGCCAGCCCGCGGAGGUCAGACUCGCCGAGUCACGCCACGUGUCUGAAGGGACACAGGAAGUCAAACACUGAAGGGACUUGAUGAGCGACGGCUCGUCGCUGACGGCUGCCCAGAGCAGUCUGCAGUCUGCAAACCUGCAGGCGGCAUAGACGGCAAGGACUUUUGCUUCGUGAAUUCAUGCAAGCGCUCAGGUGUUGUCGCCUGCAGUCAACAGGCGGAAAUGCCCUGUCUUCUUGACGAGGAGGGACAUGCAGACUCCUGCAGACUUUUGCAGACUCUUGCAGACUCCUCCAGACUCCUCCAGACUCCUCCAGACGCCUGCAGACUCCUGCAGACUCCAGCAGACUCCUCCAGACUCCUCCAGACGCCUGCAGACUCCUCCAGACGCCUGCAGACUCAUCCAGGCUGCUGCAGACUCCUGCAGACUCUUGCAGACUCCUGCAGACGCCUGCAGACUCCUCCAGACGCCUGCAGACUCAUCCAGGCUGCUGCAGACUCCUGCAGACUCUUGCAGACUCCUGCAGACGCCUGCAGACUCCUCCAGACUCCUGCAGACUCCUCCAGAUGCCUGCAGACUCCUCCAGACUCCUCCAGACUCUUGUAGACUGGUGCUCUUCUGCUGGAGCUGUGAAGCAUUUUUCUGUGCAGCAUGAACUGAGAUCUGUCUCUGAAUGUGUAGGAAUCACUGGGAUGUUCGCCAACAGCCUUUCAAGCCGCCACAUGUAGAAAGGACUCGCCAUAAGAACAAGUCAAUCCUGUUAUAACACAAGUUUCUACUGUUUUGUUCCUGUUUUUACCAAUUAAACUGUUUUCUAUCA